Messenger RNA from Clupea harengus (Atlantic herring), 2331 nucleotides. It is a transcript of the gene atg4a, whose product is annotated as autophagy related 4A, cysteine peptidase. NCBI's taxonomy places the organism in Eukaryota, Metazoa, Chordata, Actinopteri, Clupeiformes, Clupeidae. Gene Ontology annotation, cellular component: cytoplasm. Gene Ontology annotation, biological process: protein delipidation; mitophagy; piecemeal microautophagy of the nucleus. Gene Ontology annotation, molecular function: cysteine-type endopeptidase activity; protein-phosphatidylethanolamide deconjugating activity. The record is from RefSeq and is a predicted model, not a curated record.
UCCCACGUUGUUUUCUUCAUCGGGACACUCAUGCUCAUGGGUAUGGUAGUUUACCAGUGCCACUGGGGCUAUUCUAAAGAACCGCUGGACUCCAUUACCCAGAAUGUAACGCGUUGUAUUUGUAUCGUUGACUUUAAACGCCGAUGACAGCCCAGUAUGGAGGCAGUUCUAGCCAAGUAUGAAAACCAGAUCAACGUGUUUUCAGACUAUUUGGAAGAACUGCCUGACUCAGAUGAACCAGUGUGGAUACUGGGGGAAUAUUACAAUAUUAAAACAGAGAAAUCUAGGCUGCUUUCAGAUGUACGCUCACGUCUGUGGUUUACAUACAGAAAGAAGUUUUCUCCCAUAGGCGGUACAGGGCCCUCGUCCGAUGCUGGUUGGGGCUGCAUGCUGCGCUGCGGACAGAUGAUCCUGGGGCAGGCGUUGCUCUGCAGGCAUCUAGGAAGAGAAUGGCGAUGGGCGUCAGAAGGAGAGCAGCCUGCAGAGUACCACAGAAUUUUACACUGUUUUUUAGAUAAGAAAGAUAGCUGUUACUCUAUCCACCAAAUGGCUCAGAUGGGCGUUGGUGAAGGGAAAUCUGUCGGAGAGUGGUAUGGUCCAAACACAGUGGCGCAAGUGCUUAAGAAACUUGCUUUGUUUGACGAGUGGAAUUCUCUGGCUGUAUAUGUUUCAAUGGACAACACUGUGGUGAUUGAAGAUAUAAAGAAACAGUGUCUGCAGGCAGACCGUGAGAGCAGGCCGAGUCUCCCGAGCGCCUCAGGGGAGUCAUCAGAGCAGGGCUGCUCCACCAGACCUUUAGCCUGCCCCUUCUCCCAGCCCCACACACACUCGCCCGCACGCUGGAAGCCCCUGCUGCUGGUCAUACCCCUGCGGAUGGGCAUCAACAGCAUCAACCCGGUCUACAUUCAAGCCCUCAAGGAGUUUUUCAAAAUGCCACAGUCAUGUGGUGUUCUGGGAGGGAAGCCCAACUUAGCGUAUUAUUUCAUUGGAUUCAUAGGAGAUGAGCUCAUUUAUUUAGAUCCCCACAACACACAGCCAGCUGUGGACUCUGAAUCAGGCCCUCCAGUGGACGACCAGAGUUAUCACUGCCAGAGGAGCCCUCACAGAAUGAAGAUCACCAACUUGGAUCCAUCUGUGGCAUUGGGAUUUUUCUGUAAGAGUGAAGAGGACUUUGAUAGCUGGUGUAACCUUGUCCAACAAGAAAUACUGAAGAAGAGGAACCUGCGGAUGUUUGAGCUGGUGGAGAAACACCCUUCUCACUGGCCGCCCUUUGUUCCGCCCACCAAACCAGAGGUUCAGACCACUGGAGCAGAGUUCAUUGAGUCCACAGACCAGCUGUUUGAGUCAGAGGAGGAGUUUGAGAUCCUGAACGUGUGACGUGGCUUCCGUUUCCCUUAUCCUGUCCACCUGAUGACCACGGAGCUUCUGUGGAGCCUCAUCCCCCAUUCCCAAUCCCACCCAGCAUCUCCACUCCCAUAGCUCCUUACUGUGCUCUACAAGUGCCUCAGAUCAACACCCACAUCAAGCACAAAUCGGUUACCAUUACGCAGAAAAUACUUACAUACACACACACACACACACACAUAAAUAAACAAAAUGUAAAGACUACAACAGCAAACCACAGCAAAAGACAAUUUCAGAAGUAUGGAUGUUUGAAAGUACAGGAAAACUUGGGGAAAGACUAAGUGGAGAUAUUGAACGAUGUAAAAUAUAUAUACAUAUAUACACACAGUGUAUAGGGUAUGUACAGCUUGCACUAUCUUUUUCUGCUGUUGUAUACAGGCAAAAGCCAAGGAUCAGGGUGACCCGAUUCCCUCUUUCAUACUAUCUUCCUCUCUAUGAGGUCUGUGUACAAGACUCUUGUGUUUUCCUUGAUUUUUUGAUUAUCAAACAAAGACAACUGCAGACUGUUCAUUUGCAUGAACUACAUUUGUACUGUAACAACCAUGUGACCAGGAGUCACACAAACCAGCUUCCCUGCUUCUCAAGGGAAGAAGAGGACCUAGGUGAGGACUGCUGCAAGGACUGUUUCUUUCGGAGAAGCCUUCACCAUGACACACAGACACACACAUUCUUCCUCCUGAUGCCAGGAGACAGCGCAUAUGCAGCCCAUGUUUUUUCCUCAGUAUUAAGAAAUGCAUACACAAAAACAGACAUCCACAACAAUGACAAAUCAUACAUGAAAAGUGCCUCACUCUUAAUAUUUAUGUUCUUGAAUGGUUUGGGCAUGGACAGUUGGUCCCUGCCCCUUAGUUACUGGACGGGUAACGUAGUGCACACCCCACAUUCAUGUAAAUAUGCCUGACAAUAAAGAUAUUUAAAUCCCCUUCA